AUGUUUGCACCUGCAAAAUCCCUCGUCCUGUAUAAGGACUACCACAAGGAUGCGAAAGACCUACUGACAAAGAACUACAGCAGUGCGCAAAAGUGGAAACUGGAGUCCAAGUUCAAAGGUCCCAAGGAUAAACUCAUCCUGAACCCCACCGUCACAUCCGAUGGCGCAUUUUCAACAGAUCUGGAAUAUACGAUCAGUCAGUGCGGUGCGGCCUUGAAGGGCACGUACGCAACAUCUACCUCAAAUGUCACUGGAACUGUGACGUACCACUAUAAAGGCCACAAAAUUGAGGGUGUGGUGAACAAAAAUGGGAACUACGAGGUGAGCCAUGAAGGAAACUUUCAGGGUCUCCUUUCCCUGCAUGAAAAACUGACGAAAAAAACGUUGGAAGUUGGUGCUGGUACAGCUAUCGGGCCAUACUGCAGCGUUGGCUGCGGUGCUCUCUACAAUUUGGGAGCAAAAGGCAACUGUGAUUGGACUGCUUCGUGCCGCUACGCGCGCUGCGGUUACACGGCAGCCGUCCGCACAAAUAAACUCAACACAUACACCACCAGUAUCACUGCUCGUGUGCCAAAGUGCCCCCAUCGUGUCGUUGUUGGUGCUGAGGUUGUGUGCGGACGUGGCCAGCCAUGGACAGGUGUUGUUGGUGUGGAAGCAGACUGUGUUCUGGUGAAGGGCAACGUGCUCAAGGCGCGUGUAAACAAGAAACUUGAAUGGGCAGCAGUGUAUAUUGCGAAACUCAUUGAUAACUGGACUGUUGCGGUGACAGUGGAUAAGAGCCUCAAACCCGGUGUCCUUAUUACCCAUUCGUAG
Trypanosoma brucei brucei TREU927 is the source of this 813-nucleotide messenger RNA. RefSeq lists its product as hypothetical. The transcript has a single exon. Gene Ontology annotation, biological process: monoatomic anion transmembrane transport. Gene Ontology annotation, molecular function: voltage-gated monoatomic anion channel activity. The coding region runs from base 1 to 813 and encodes 270 amino acids. The record is from RefSeq and is a predicted model, not a curated record. Gene Ontology annotation, cellular component: mitochondrial outer membrane. NCBI's taxonomy places the organism in Eukaryota, Euglenozoa, Kinetoplastea, Trypanosomatida, Trypanosomatidae.